GUGUCUGAAAUGGGACCAAGCCUUCAUAUGUGUCCCAAACACAAGAAAAAUGCGACUUUUCUAUUACUGGGAUCUCCUAGAAACUGGGAAUACCUGUAACUGAUCACCCAGUAGGGAACCCAAAUUGGCUUUAUUAGUAAGCGAAAUAGCAAAUAGUUUUAAGAAUGUGUUCGCGAAAGUAAGCAGCGUUUGAGCAUUCAAGAGAAACGAAUUAACCAUGGUCACACUGGAAAAACCUCUGAGAAUAAAAGAAGACUGCCAUUACAAAGCAGCUGCCGGGUACUAUGGUAUUUGUGCUGUUAGUGGAAUGCUUAGUGCUGGCACUACCCAUCUCGCCAUGACUCCUCUUGAUGUCUUAAAAGUCAACAUGCAGGUGAACCCUGUCAAGUAUAGUAGCAUUUAUUCAUGUUUUACUGCUAUAUUGAGAGAGCAAGGUCCUUCUGCUUUUUGGAGGGGUUGGGCAGGCAAGCUCAUUGGAUAUGGUGUUCAAGGUGGUUGCAGAUUUGGUUUCUAUGAAUAUUUCAAGAGCCUUUAUUCUGAUGUAUUGGAUAAUAGCAACAGGAAUUUGGUCUUCUUUAUGAGUAGUGCUUCAGCUGAAAUCUUUGCCAAUUUGGGUCUCUGUCCUUUUGAAGCUAUUAAAGUUAGAGUCCAAGCACAGCCCCAUUUUGCUAAGGGAUUGCUUGAUGGGUUUCCAAGGCUUUAUGCAUCCGAAGGUUUUCUGGGCUUUUACAGAGGGCUUGUUCCACUUUUGGCUCGAAGCCUUCCAUUCUCUAUUGUUAUGUUCUCGACAUUCGAGCAUUCUGCUGAUUUUCUAUACCGUACUGUCAUUCAAAGAAGGAAGGAAGACUGCUCAAAAUCUCAACAGCUUGGGGUGACUUGUUUAGCUGGAUAUGCUGCUGGUUCUGUUGGUAGCUUUGUUUCUAAUCCUGCUGACAACAUCGUUUCUUGCCUUUAUAAUAGAAAAGCUGAUAGUCUCUUACUGGCUAUCAAGAAAAUUGGGUUCUCUAACUUAUUGACAAGAAGCCUUCCUAUCAGAAUAAUGCUUGUUGGACCUGCUGUGACCUUACAGUGGUUAUUCUAUGACACUAUCAAAGUCUUCAGCGGACUGCCUGCUAGCGGAGAAGUUAGAACUGAAGUAGAAACAGAUAGAGCAAACUAAACUCAUGAUACAAUGUAUGCAGCUAAUAUGAUCUGAAUAAGCAACUGCUGGCUACAAUACAUUUUCUUUUUGCCGUUUUGCAGGGUGGAUUGAAAAUCUUUUUGGAUGGUAGCUUUUUUUUUAUGCCCUACCAUCACUGUUCUCCCUGCAGAAAAGUGGCUUAUAGCUGAUUGCGGAGCAACCAUAUUUUUUUGUUCAAGCUUUUGACAGUAUCAUGUAUCAAAUUAAUCUCUCUGUCGGAAACCUUCAGCAUAUCUCAGUUGUGUAUACAUGUACAUAGAAAGUUGCAAGCUUUGGUGUGCCAUCCUUAUGCACAUCCUGUCUUGUACAUGUGAUGCAACUCCAAGCAAUAUCCUUGGUCUCUUUUUCUUUUUCUUUUUUCUUUUCUUACAUCAAAGAAAGGUGUGAAAAUAGAUUGGGUGGAGCCAAAUCUGCAUGUUAUUUGCCAUUUGAGCAGAGGUUCACAUUUCAAAGGA
Messenger RNA from Ricinus communis (castor bean), 1635 nucleotides. RefSeq names its product mitochondrial phosphate carrier protein 1, mitochondrial. Gene Ontology annotation, biological process: mitochondrial phosphate ion transmembrane transport. Gene Ontology annotation, cellular component: mitochondrial inner membrane. Gene Ontology annotation, molecular function: phosphate transmembrane transporter activity. The record is from RefSeq and is a predicted model, not a curated record. NCBI's taxonomy places the organism in Eukaryota, Viridiplantae, Streptophyta, Magnoliopsida, Malpighiales, Euphorbiaceae. Bases 218 to 1159 code for a protein of 313 amino acids. The transcript is spliced from 6 exons.